AUGAAGUUCUCCAUCAUCGCCGCUACUCUCAUCGCCGCCGUCGCUGCUCAGUCCAGCGACGAGGUCUGCUCCGCGCCCGUCACUGUCACCGUCACUGAGACGAUCUCUGUGGGCAUCCACACCCCCAGCGCCCCGGCCUCUCUUGCCGUCACCGCGCCUGCUCCCUACCCCACUGGCAGCGUCGUGGUUCCUCCCGUCGCCCCCACUGGCGCCAGCACUCCCCUCGCUUCUGAGGUCGGCACCGUUGCGCCGUCCGGCACUGGGGCUUACAGCGCGCCCGUCUCCGAGUUCACUGGUGCUGCUAGCCACGCCAAGGUCGGCGGAUUCGUCGCUGGUGUUGGUGCCGUCGCCGCGCUCUUCUUGUAG
Molecule: messenger RNA, 366 nt
Organism: Didymella exigua CBS 183.55
Lineage: Eukaryota; Fungi; Ascomycota; Dothideomycetes; Pleosporales; Didymellaceae
Exons: 2
Coding region: 1-366 (121 amino acids)
Source: RefSeq, a predicted model, not a curated record